Uloborus diversus is the source of this 529-nucleotide messenger RNA. RefSeq lists its product as uncharacterized. The record is from RefSeq and is a predicted model, not a curated record. The transcript has 4 exons. The coding region runs from base 101 to 529 and encodes 142 amino acids. Lineage: Eukaryota; Metazoa; Arthropoda; Arachnida; Araneae; Uloboridae.
UUUCAGUCUCUGUCGCCAUGAAAUCUCUUUCUGUUUAGCGAAUUUGGUUUUAUAUAAAGAUUCAUUUUUGUAAUCUGCGAUUUUAUAAUGAAGCAAGUGGAUGUAUAAAGGAGUGGUUAAAAUGGCUUUCGGUGAAGGUGAAAAUAAAGAAACUGAAGUCUUAAAGAAGGAAAACGAGUCGACUGGUAAAGAGGACAGCACGAGUACUGCGAUCCCAUCAAAUCCAGAAAAAUCGGAGAAGGAAUCGAUUGAGAAAGAAACUACUGGAUCUACAAAAAGUGAAAACCCAGUGGACCCAGAUGAUUCUUUAUUCUCUAUCUUUACGGAUUUCUUGGUUAUUCUUCUCUUGCCUAUAAAGCCUUUUUACGAAUGCUUGAAGUCUGCUAAUCCAGUGUGUAACAAAAUCUCCCAACUGUUUGAAGAAACUGCUGUCAAGGUCUUGAAAUUUGUACUUACUGGAAGUACAUGGAGUUCUGCCUUGGUUGCAGUUAAAAAGACCCUUUUCAGCCAAAGUAUCCGUUGUGCAUGA